AUGAGAAAAGAACGCGGGGUUCUUGUUUAUCGUCUACUCACAACAGCGAAGAUUCCAUUGAGUGUCAUAUCUUCAGAUGAAGUUUAUACACUUAUCCACGCAUUAUUAACAUUAAGAACUGCCGUUGCCUAUACGCUACAUAAUAUUUUAGCGCAUCUUGAUGAAUCUAGCAGUGGACAAUCUUCCGAUAAGACAACAUCAACUAUUGACAAGCCAAGAAGGAAGAAAAAGAAAUA
Molecule: messenger RNA, 236 nt
Organism: Dentiscutata erythropus
Lineage: Eukaryota; Fungi; Glomeromycota; Glomeromycetes; Diversisporales; Gigasporaceae
Source: the annotation of a GenBank genome assembly